AUGGAGCCCUUCCUGCGCAUAGCCUUUAAUGCAUUUGAUGUGGGGGUCCUGCCCCCCCUGACUAACACUCCCUUCUGUGCCAUUAAGAUGAAGGAGUCCUUCAUAACUGGUCAGUAGCACUACCCAUGGGGUACUACCAAACUGUAUACACACACACACACACACACAUACCACUCCCCCUCUUUUCUCUCUCUCCCUCCCUUUCACAUGUACACAACCACACUUUAUGACAUGCACAUGUGUAAUCUGUAUGUAGUAGUGUAACCCAUCUCCCUCCUCUCUCCUCUCGCUCUCAAGAGCGGGGGAAGACCCUGGUCCAGAGGAAACCCACUAUGUACCCAGCCUGGAAGUCCAGUUUUGACGCCCACAUCUUAGAGGGCCGUGUCCUGCAGGUGGUUCUGAUGAAGACCACAGAGGAGCCAUUGGCCGAGGCCAUGGUGGGCAUGUCCGUGCUGGCCGAGCGCUGUAAGAAGGGCAACGGCUGUGCUGAAUUCUGGGUAGACCUGCAGCCUUCUGGGAAGGUUCAAAUGGCCGUCCAGUUCUUUGUGGAGGACACAGACACAGCAGGUAGUAGGCGAAACAUACAUGCUCUCAAUCUAGCAUUUACUGUAUAUCUCUCUGUUUCUCUCGCACUCAUACACACUGGUUAGACAGUAAACAGUGGGCUCUAGUGGUAGUGGUAUAUGGAUAAUGGCACUGGAGGGGAUGCUGUGCCUUAGACCGCUGCCCCACUCGGAAGGCCCCUGCUCCUGACCAAUUGUGCUAUUUUGUGUGUUUUUCUUUUGCGCUGAUCCGAAUUAGUUUUUUACAUAAUGUUUCGUCCAUUGUUUCAUGUGAUCGAAAAGAGCUUCUGGACAUCAAACAGAGAUUAAUAACCUCGAUUUGGAUGAGGCCUUUUUCAAAGAAUCGGAGACAAAGGACAUAAUGCUCAUCCCAAACUAGGCCCAAAUCCCCGUCACUCGGAGGAGGCGGUGCUAUAGAGGUCGGCGUGCCGGAACUCUAACGAGACUGCGACGGCGAGUGGAUAAGUCGCCAUUACCCUCCGUUCUAUUGGCGAAUAUGCAAUCAUUGGAAAAGAAACUGGAUGAGCUCCGUUCGAGACCAUCCUAUCAAAGUGAUCUGAAGAACUGUUGGUGCACAAUCUCUAAUAUUAAGGACAUUUCGAGGUUCUGCUCGCCUGAGUUAGAAUACCUCAUGAUAAGCUGUAGACCAUACUAUUUACCAAGAGAGUUUGCAUCCAUAUUUUUUAUUUACCACCACAAACCGAUGCUGGCACUUAGACUGCACUCAACGAGCUGUAUAAGGCCAUAAGCAAACAAGAAAAUGCUCACCCUGGACCCACUCCAAUUCGCAUACCGCCCCAACAGAUCCACAGAUGACGCCAUCUCUACUGUACUCCACACUGCCCUUUCCCAACUGGACAAAAGGAAGACCUAUGUGAGAAUGCGGUUCAUUGACUACAGCUCUGCGUUCAACACCAUAGUUCCCUCCAAGCUCAUCACUAAGCUAAGGACCCUGGGAUUAAACACCUCCCUCUGCAAUUGGAUAUUCGACUUUAUGACGGGACACCCCCAGGUGGUGAGGCUAGGCAACAGGGGUAGGCUUGACUGGCUGCAUCACCGCUUGGUAUGCAUCCGACCGCAGGGCUCUACAAGAGUGUAGUGCGUACGGCCCAGUACAUCACUGGGGCUGAGCUCCCUGCCAUCCAGGACCUCUAUACCAGGUGGUGUCAGAGGAAGGCCCUACAAAUUGUCAAAGACUCCAGCCACCCUACUCAGUCUGUUCUCUCUGUUUCCGCACGGCAGGUGGUACCGAGGCGCUAAGUCUGGGACCAAAAGGCUCCUGAACAGCUUCUACCCCAAAGUUAUAAGACUGCUGAACAGUUAAUUAAACGGACUACCCAGAUUUUUGGCUUUUCAUCCCCUACCUACAUGUACAUAUUAUCUCAAUCAAUCACCCAACUACCUCAUACCCCAGUACACUGACUCUAUCGGUACUCCUUGUAUAUAGCCUGUAUAUAGCCUCGUUGUUGUUAUUUUAUUAUGAUACUAUUUUAUUUUUAUCUAUUUGUUAAUUUUCUUACAUUGAAACUGCAUUAUUGGGAAAGGGCUCGUAAGUAAGUAUUUCACGUUAAAGUCUGCAUGUGACAAAUACAUUUUAUUUGAUUUAGAGAAAUAUGCUACUGUACAAGGCUGCCAGGCCAGCUCGUCACAUGGAGCUCAGCCUAGCCCAGAAGCCAUGCAGGCCCUGGAAGGGGGAGUGUGUGUAUCUACAACUGGCAUAUGACCCAGGCCUAGGGGGAGGCUGUAUGUGGGAGUGUCCCAGUCAGGCUGAACCUGCUCUGGGUAGGCUGGAGCAGCAUCCAUCAUACCCCUUUCUCUCUGCAGGUUUCUUGAAAUGCAGCCCAGACUGUGGUAUGUUUAGGCCUGUGUGUCUGAGUAGCCCUCUCUGCCUGACUCUGUCACCAGCCUGUAUCCAGAGUUGGCAGGCAGGAGCAACUCCUCUCUAAACAUACACCAGUCAAUGGAAUGAGAUGGCACAGAGGAAAUGUGUGUAUUUUUUUUCUCUCUCUAUCUAUUCAGCUUCCCGUCUGUCUGUGUCCUCUUCCCUCACUCUCUUUUGUGUCUUCUCACAGUCCUCAUAUCAGUUGUAUUUUCUUUGUUUACCUCUCUCACGCCUCUCUCAUUUUCUUUCCAUGACCUUUGACCCAGUCCCCUUGGCUUCCGUCAGCUGCAGCUACAUUUCCCAGAAGGUUGUUCUCACUGUUUACUCUGGAAGUCAAACAUGUGGGACCUGACCUCAGUCUUUAGAUCUCUUUUCCUUAAUCAAUCCCAUUUUGAUGAUUCAUGUUUAAUAAACUCUAUUUCUAUAGCAAAUAGAUCAUCUCUAACUCUGAGACUGUGUAGACUCAAUUUAUGCAGGUUUAGAAUAUAACAAUGUAGGUACAAGGUUCAUGAAUUCCAUUUUUUUUUUACCAAGGUGCCAUUUUUACGUUUCCAUCCAACUGUUUCAUGUGGAUUACUUACCUGACACAUGAAAAAAGUCAUGACCAGGCUGAUGGAAGCAUGAAAUGCCGGCACAGUUUUAUAAAUGCCAACAGACAAUUUGUUCUUCGACAUGGUGGGAUCUUUUUGUGUCUGUAAAAUGUAUUAAGCGAGAAAUGGCGAUGGAAACGCCUUAAUGCGCGAAUAUUGAAAUAAUAACCAUCAUAUCGAAGUAAACUUGGAGUCAAGCGAUGAUAUGUUGUGUGGUCCUCCCACUACGACUCGGGAAAGCAUGCCGUUUAUUAAGCUACAGAUUAAAUAAAUGAUGAUGAACUUCACAGGGUGAUGAAUGUGCAAGGUGAUGAGCUUGAUGCUCCUUUCCAAUAAGUAUCGAGGGUCUUAUUCUGGUGACAUGAUGAUCUUGGCUGCCGUUUGACAAAUACAAAUAAUAUCACUGUUAACCAUAAUAAUCUCAUAAUGUAGGUAGCCUACCCAAUGCGAUCUGUUGGUUAAAGUGCAUGUGCCAAGACCAGAGUGGGCACAUUUGCUACACAGCAGAAUGAUUGAGUACAUAGAAUAAUUAACUUUAAAAUUGUCAUGUGUCCCCAGCAGCGUUUAAAUCGACAGUGAAGGGGCGUGAAGAGGAGGACGGGGCGAGAACACUGUACCGAAGGAAAGCCAUUAAACAGGCCAAGGUCCACUACAUCAAGAACCAUGAAUUCACUGCCACCUUCUUUGGACAGCCCACCUUCUGCUCUGUCUGCAGGGAGUUUGUCUGGUGAGAGAUGGAGACCACCUAUCCUAACACUGACCAUGACCAUGAAAAAAGACCAUUACUUUCUCACACGUCAUUACUGCAUCAAACAGUGGGCUUUCAACCUGGUUUACUUGUGUAGUUGUAUGUUUGUUUUACACACAAACAGUAUUAUGCCUUGGCCUAGCAGUAAACCAGAGUACAGAGAGAGUUGACUGAUUACCCCAAAACCAGCCCCCCAUGGGGUCUCUAAGUAGACCCAUUAGCAGCCCUAAUUGUUCCCUCACUGGAGUAGUCAGGCCAAUAAUAACAAUAAGACUGGCUGGCAUGACCUGUAAUGGGAGCUGUGUAAGUCACUUUCUUGGGAAAACCCACAGGGUGUUCCUGCAAUGUUUCACCAACGUCAGCUGCUCAGUACAAUCCCCAGGGCAGGGCUGUCCCCUUCCUGCCAGAGAAGAAAACUGUUAUUGGUUACCAAUGGCGACAGGUUGAGGAAUGUCCCUUUUAGCCUUAUAAGUGUGUGUGGAUGGUGUUUGUGCAAAAUAUGAAUGAAUGUCUCUCCUCUCUUUCAUACUGUUAAGCUACCAUUGUUUAUUGUCACUGUCAAUACUUUUCAUGAGAUUUUCUCAUCAACUGGGAAAAUGGCAACAAAGAUUGGGAAAAGUCCACAAAGAUUAGCAAUGUAUUGUAUGACUCUUAAACCCUGGUUUCUUUUCAAACAGGGGACUCAACAAGCAAGGCUACAAGUGCCGACGUGAGUGUCUCUGACCUCUUGCUGUUUAGAUUUUUCCACUAUAUGGACAUUGUUUUGUAGCUUGGAGUGAAGCAUCCUAAGCGUUCACUGUGCAAUCAUACACUCCCAAAAAUAUACAAAUUUCUCAUAUCAAUAAGUGAAUGUCUUAACUAUGAGCUUGCCCUAAUGUGGCUUUAUCUCUGUCUCAGAAUGCAAUGCGGCUAUCCACAAGAAAUGCAUCGACAAAAUCAUUGGGAGAUGCACCGGAACAGCAGCCAACAGUAGAGACACUAUGGUAAGCGUUAUGACCACCUAUCCUAAUAUAUUGCAAAUAGUAGUGGGUGUUUGAAGAUCAGUUUUCUAUGGAGCAAUUCCCUUGAUCAAUAUGUUUACUUAAAUCGUAAUUUUUCCACGUCAUUUUCUCUGAUUGCAUCGCGGUCAUGCAGCUGUGAGGGAACUGUCACGUUUAUCUGCAUCCCUCAAAGGGCAAGAUGAGACACAUUCAGGGAGGUCAACAGCUAUCAGAGACCAGGCAAAUCAAUAGGCUUGUGUUUAAAACUGAACAGUGGUGCUCCAUUCCAGUUGUAAUUUAGCUAUCACAGGACCAAAGUAGCCAGUAUAGUGCCAGUGGAUUCAGCAUAAGACUGUUAUUACCAGUAGUGGAGCACUUUUAACUAGUGUUGCAGUGUUGCUUAUGAAGUAUACAGCCAGGGAGAUAGUAAGGCUGAUAGUCUCUGCAGCAGUAGGAUCAGCUCUUCAUCACCUGAGGCAGUUAGGAUAGAGAGGCCUUCUCUUCAGUGGUUAGUGGUCAGAGGUGAAUCUGUCCCCUGUCUGCAGCCUGUAUGGGAGCUCCCCUGGGGGUGUAGGUGGAAUUGUAGGCCAGUCAGUGCUGUGAGGGUGGAGUCAGUGCUGUGAGGGUGGAGUCAGUCCACCAGUUAAAGGUGUAGGUGUGUGCCCCCUGUCCCUUCUCCCUUUGGGGCACCAUGAGGAGCUUCAGAACAGCCAUGAGGCCCCACAGACACCCAGGUCUUUGGGCAGUGCCCAUGGGUACUAUGGACUGGCUCUUUGAUGACGGGAGCUCUGUGUCCACAGUUCCAGAAGGAGCGCUUUAAGAUUGACAUGCCGCAUCGCUUCAAGAGCCACAACUACAUGAGCCCCACCUUCUGUGACCACUGUGGCAGUAUGCUGUGGGGAAUGGUCAAGCAGGGCAUCAAGUGUGAAGGUAGGUGUGAGGCCCCCUCUCACUCAUUCCCUCUCCCUCUGUCUCUUUCCAUUUAUCUUCAAUAGAACCAAUCUGUUAGCUCUGGCCCUCUAUCUCUUUCAUUUACAUUUACAUUUUAGUCAUUUAGCAGAGUGACUCUUUCAUUAAAAUUUUAGUCAUCUUAUCCAGAGCGACUUACAUGAGCAAUUAGGGUUAAGUGCCUUGCUCAAGGGCACAUCGACAGAUUUUUCACCUAGUCGGCUCGGGGAUUAGAACCAGCGACCUUUCGGUUACUGGCACAACGCUCUUAACCACUAAGCUACCUGCCGCCUCUUUCCCUCUCUAUCUUCUCACAACCAGUGUCUUAUGCUUCUCCCCUUUCUCCUGUCAGAUUGUUCCAUGAACAUCCAUCACAAGUGUCAGAAGAAAGUGGGCAAUCUCUGUGGAAUCAACCAGAAACUUCUGUCUGAGGCCCUCAACCAAGUUAGCCAGGUGUGAAAGGCAGGGACAUGCACUUGGUCAUACCCACAUUCACACAUAUUAAUGUAUUUUCUAGAAUCAUUAAUGCACAUUCAUAAACCUAUUGUAAUGGCAUUUUUACCCUCUCAGAAAUCCAUAAGUAGGUCUGAAUCCAACAACUCCAAGUCAACAGACACUGGAAUCUACCAGGACUUCAACAAAAGCCCAGGAGUGGACCCUAGUGGUGAGUAGCUGUCACUGUUGCAGCUGAGAGCACAUUAUUCUGCAUUAUAAACUGGGUGGUUCUAGCCUUGAAUGCUGAUUGGCUGAAAACUGUGGUAUAUCAGACCUUAUUCCAGGAAAUGACCAAACAUUUAUUUUUACUGCUUUAAUUAUGUUGGUAACAAGUUUAUAAUAGUAAUAAGGCUCCUCAGGGGUUUGUGAUAUAUGGCCAAUAUACCACGGCUAAGGGCUGUAUCCAGAACAGCCCUUAGCCGAGGUAUAUUGGCCAUAUACAACACCCCCUCAGGCCUUAUUGCUUAAGUAAACCACACUUUUUGUUUUUUGUUAUCCAUCUUUUUUGUUGUUGUGUUUUUACAUGUGUGAAUGCAUCUAUUGACAUUAUGCCCCUCUCUUUGUGUGUGUGUUCAAAAGAAGCCAAUGAGAACCUGUGGGAAGGUGGUAAGGUCCCUGCCCCCACCAGCAUCGCUCCCAAGAUCCACCUCACCAUCGACAACUUUGUGUUCCACAAGGUGCUGGGCAAGGGCAGCUUUGGCAAGGUAAUGUAGGCCCCAGUCCAACCACUCUGGUACAUUUCCCGUCACACCACUGACACACAUGCACACACACUAAAUGGCCUUCACACAAGUGUCACAUGCUAAUACUGCUUUGUCCAAAAGGUUCCAAGGCACUCUUCAACUGCUGCAAACUAACCUACUUUAGUGGUUUAGUUAGUAUGUUAUUAUCUAUUGUCGGAGUAGCAAUAGCAACCCAGUGGCCUGCUAUAGUAGUUAGUUGUUCAACAUGUGUUUUCUCUCUGUGGGAGUAUGCGGCCUAACAGUAUCACCUCUCCUGUCUGGCGCUCCAGGUCCUGCUGGCUGAGCUGAAGGGGCGAGGGGAAUACUUUGCUGUGAAGGCCCUGAAGAAAGAUGUGGUUCUGAUGGAUGAUGAUGUAGAGUGUACCUUGGUGGAGAAGAGAGUCCUGGCCCUGGCCUGGGACAACCCCUUCCUCACACACCUUUACUCCACCUUCCAGACUAGGGUGAGACCCCUUUAUCUUUCAUUAUGAGAACAAUUUUCCCUCAGACUGAUUUGUGUCACUAUACUUACAGUUGAAGUCAGAAGUUUACAUACACUUAGGUUGGAGCCAUUACAACUUGUUUUUCAACCACUCCACAAAUUUCUUGUUAACAAACUAUAGUUUUGGCAAGUCAGUUAGGACAUCUACUUUGUGCAUGACACAAGUAUUUUUUCCAACAAUUGUUUAUAGACAUAUUAUUUCACUUAUAAUUCACUGUAUCACAAUUUCAGUGGUUCAGAAGUUUACAUACACUAAGUUGACUGUGCCUUUAAACAGCUUGGAAAAUUCCAGAAAAUGAUGUCAUGCCUUUAGAAGCUUCUGAUAGGCUAAUUGACAUCAUUUGAAUCAAUUGGAGGUGUACCUGUGAUGGAUUUCAAGGCCUACCUUCAAACUCAGUGCCUCUUUGCUUGACAUCAUGGGGAAAUCAAAAGAAAUCAGCCAAGCCCUCAGAAAAAACAUUGUAGACCUCCACAAGUCUGGUUCAUCCUUGGGAGCAAUUUCCAAACGCCUGAAGGUACCACGUUCAUCUGUACAAACAAUAGUACGCAAGUAUAAACACCAUGGAACCACGCAGCUGUCAUACCGUUCAGAAAGGCGAUGCGUUCUGUCUCCUCAAGAUUAACGUACUUUGGUGCGAGAAGUGUAAAUCAAUCCCAGAACAACAGCAAAGGACCUUGUGAAGAUGCUGGAGGAAACGGGUACAAAGGUACCUAUAUCCACAAUAAAACGAGUCCUAUAUCAACAUAACCUGAAAGGCCGCUCAGCAAGGAAGAAGCCACUGCUCCAAAACCGCCAUAAAAAAGCCAGACUACGGUUUGCAACUGCACAUGGGGACAAAGAUCGUACUUUUUGGAGAAAUGUCCCUGGUCUGAUGAAACAAAAAUAGAACUGUUCGGCCAUAAUGACCAUCGUUAUGUUUGGAGAAAAAAGGGGGUUGCUUGCAAGCCGAAGAACACCAUCCCAACCGUGAAGCACGGGGGUGGCAGAAUCAUGCUGUGGGGGUGAAUUAUGUGGAUAUAUUGAAACAACAUCUCAAGACAUCAAUCAGGAAGUUAAAGCUUGGUCGCAAAUGGGUCUUCCAAAUGGACAAUGACCCCAAGCAUACUUCCAAAGUUGUGGCAAAAUGGCUUAAGGACAACAAAGUCAAGGUAUUGGAGUGGCCAUCACAAAGCCCUGAACGCAAUCCUAUUGAAAAUGUGUGGACAGAACUGAAAAAGCGUGUACGAGCAAGGAGGCCUACAAAAAUGACUCAGUUACACCAGCUCUGUCAGGAGGAAUGGGCCAAAAUUCACCCAACUUAUUGUGGGAAGCUUGUGGAAGGCACCCGAAAUGUUUGACCCAAGUUAAACAAUUUAAAGGCAAUGCUACCAAAUACGAAUUGAGUGUAUGUAAUCCUCUGACCCACUGGGAAUGUGAUGAAAUAAAUAAAAGCUGAAAUAAAUCAUUCUCUCUAAUAUUAUUCUGACAUUUCACAUUCUUAAAAUAAAGUGGUGUUCCUAACUGACCUAAGACAGGGCAUUUUUACUAGGAUUAAAUGUCAGGAAUUGUGAAGAACUGAGUUUAAAUGUAUUUGGCUAAGGUGUAUGUAAACUUCCGACAGUAGCUUAAAUGAUAGGAUAAUGUGCAUGUGUGUGUUUUCGCAGGAACACCUGUUUUUCGUGAUGGAGUACCUGAAUGGAGGAGACCUGAUGUUCCACAUACAGGAUAAGGGUCGCUUUGACCUCUACAGAGCCACGUGAGUGACAGACUACAGUGAUAUGUAGGCUCUAUCUCACCAUCCACCAGCCACUAAGUAGUUAUGUUACUUUAAAACUCAUCCAAGAGGGUUUCAUAGCAGGUUAAGGGCAGACUGUAGGUCUUUCAUAAUGAUGAUACACACAGAAGUAAUUUGGACUCUACCACUCUUCUCCCCCAGGUUCUACUCAGCAGAGAUCGUAAUUGGACUGCAGUUUCUCCAUUCCAAAGGAAUUAUUUACAGGUGAGAUCCAUGAACUGCAAUGGCCUGAUCUGGUCGUGCACAUGAUUCACCCCUGUAUUAGUGCUUAAUAGUUGGACUUAAUUCCCUUUAAUUAGGGAGCUGAUUUAACCCCUCUCCCCCCUGCCCUCCCCUUCCCUGCUACAGGGACCUGAAGCUGGACAAUGUGAUGCUGGACAGGGACGGCCACAUUAAGAUUGCUGACUUUGGAAUGUGCAAGGAGAACAUGUUUGGAGCGAAUCGGGCCACCACUUUCUGUGGGACGCCGGACUACAUCGCACCAGAGGUGUGUGUGACUGUCUACGUCUAUGCGGGAUAGGGUUUUGUAGGAUUCUGUUUGUAAAGUAAUUUACUCUCUGUCCUGUAUUUGUUAGCCUAUGUUUUGAUCCUAACUGUAGAUUACUCUUUACAUAGUCCAUGGGUCUCUCUGUCUGUCUGCCCGUCCAUCCUCAGAUCCUGCUGGGACAGAAGUACACCUUCUCCGUGGACUGGUGGUCGUUUGGGGUGCUGGUGUAUGAGAUGCUGAUUGGCCAGUCGCCGUUCCAGGGUGAUGACGAGGAAGAGCUGUUUGAGUCCAUCAGGAUGGACGUGCCUCACUACCCUGGCUGGAUCACCAAGGAGGCCAAGGACCUGCUGGAGAAGGUGCGGCUGCUGCUCAUCCUCUUCUCUCACAUACAUUUACACACUGACCUCCUUUUCACAAUGUUGUAUGUCUGUGACAGUGGAUGGCAGAUGGGGGUCCACUAGUAAACAUUGUAAUCAGUCUUGCAAUCUCCCCUGACUUUCAUCAACACUAACCAUGCACACACAGACAUUCACCCAUAGUCACACCCAGACAUACAGAGAAAGACAGGCAUCAGAAUGUCACAACGUUGGCCGUGAAUAAAAUGUUAUUUUUCCUUACAUAUGCAAGCAAUGUUUCCACACCCAUUUUACCUUGCUAUUACAGCAUAUCCCUCUCGACCCCUCCCAUUUACACACUCACAAGCUCAUGCUCUGCACACACACACACCUUACAUCUCAGAUGGGAUGCCUGUUCCUAAGCUCUUGUGCGUCUCUGUGCUCGAUCCCCAGCUGUUUGAACGAGACCCCAGUCACAGACUAGGGGUGGUGGGGAACAUCCAUGGACACUCCUUCUUCAAGACCCUCAAUUGGCCUGCCCUGGAGAAGAGAGAGGUGGAACCCCCCUUCAAACCUAAAGUGGUAAGAUCUGGUUCUCUGAAUUAUGAUGUGGAUAGUGAAACUCACACACUGAUUUGAUUUGUUUACACCAUAUGAAUUACUUAUUUGGAGUUGUGGUGUGAAUGUUUCUAUUGGUAACUUGUUGAACUGACAUCCCUUCUCUGCCAAGCACAGAAAGCCCCGAAUGACUGCAGCAACUUUGACCGGGAGUUCCUGCGUGAGAAGCCCCGCCUGUCCCACACAGACAAGAACCUGAUUGACUCUAUGGACCAGGCUGUCUUUGCAGGCUUCUCUUUCAUCAACCCCAAGAUGGAAUGCAUUAUGGACAGUUGA
This is a messenger RNA of Coregonus sp. 'balchen', 10921 nucleotides long. The record is from the annotation of a GenBank genome assembly. Lineage: Eukaryota; Metazoa; Chordata; Actinopteri; Salmoniformes; Salmonidae.